Messenger RNA from Enterospora canceri, 309 nucleotides. NCBI's taxonomy places the organism in Eukaryota, Fungi, Microsporidia, Enterocytozoonidae. The record is from the annotation of a GenBank genome assembly.
AUGAAAUCAGUAUUAAUCCAUAGGGGAAACACUUAUAAAACCAAGAGCAACAGACGUGUGAGGAAAGUGACGCCAAGCAAGAAGGUGGUGAAUGUGCGAGUGGGAAAGAAGGGAGCGAUGCACAGGUGCCACGACUGCAACCAGAAAAUAACGAGCAUCAUUCAAAUGAGAACUGCCAAAUUCUCAAGGCAAAAAGUGUCAAAGAGAAGGGUGAGCAGACCACUUGGUGCAACACAUUGCUCCAAAUGCGUAGCAAAGAAGAUUACAGUGGACUUCUUCAACAACGAGACCAGGGCAGUUAAUAAAUAA